Messenger RNA from Morone saxatilis (striped sea-bass), 1982 nucleotides. RefSeq names its product RAS related 2 (gene rras2). Gene Ontology annotation, biological process: signal transduction. Gene Ontology annotation, molecular function: GDP binding; GTPase activity; GTP binding. The record is from RefSeq and is a predicted model, not a curated record. Bases 492 to 1100 code for a protein of 202 amino acids. The transcript is spliced from 6 exons. NCBI's taxonomy places the organism in Eukaryota, Metazoa, Chordata, Actinopteri, Moronidae. Gene Ontology annotation, cellular component: plasma membrane.
GGAAUGUGACUGCAGGGGUGUGUGAUAUUAGUCUCAGCACAGGGCUGCAGAGUAGGUUAGGAGUGUGUGUGUGUGUGUGUGUGUGUGUAGGUGGGGGUUAUUGAGGCAGUCACACACACACAAACACAGCCUGUAGAAGAGCCCCUAGCGCCAGACAUUAGUACUGGCCUGGCUGAUUACUCCCACUAUCGGCUCCACAGCUUGAACAUCGCAGCGUUGUCGAGGCUCAAACACAGGUCCGGCUUAUGGACAGGCGCCCGUAGCUCCGGGACCCCUCUUUUCAUCAAUCCGUGCGCAAUAGGGACUACACCGGCGAGUCAUUGUUUUUUUUUUUUGGAGGUGGGUAGGCAUCUAUUUGGGCUCCUUAUUUUCUGUGCUCCGGUGUGUCACCGCUGCAGGGCCUCUACAGUUUACAGGAAAAAAGUGGGUGUUUGCUGCUCACUGGUGUUCCGGCAGCGGCGGCGGCGGGCGAGCGCAGCGAAGUGUCCUCGAUGGCAGGCUGGAAGGACGGCUCGGUGCAGGAGAAGUAUCGGCUGGUUGUGGUCGGAGGCGGCGGUGUCGGGAAGUCAGCCCUGACUAUCCAGUUUAUCCAGUCGUACUUUGUCACUGACUAUGACCCCACGAUUGAAGACUCCUAUACCAAGCAGUGUGUGAUUGACGAAAGGGCGGCCAGGCUUGACAUCCUCGACACGGCUGGGCAGGAAGAGUUUGGAGCCAUGAGAGAACAAUACAUGAGGACAGGGGAGGGUUUCCUGCUCGUCUUCUCAGUCACUGACAGGGGAAGCUUUGAAGAAAUCUACAAAUUCCAAAGACAAAUACUCCGAGUGAAAGACAGAGAUGAAUUCCCUAUGAUCCUUGUAGGAAACAAAGCAGAUCUGGAACUACAAAGACAAGUAACCCAAGAAGAGGGCCAGCAGCUGGCCAGACAAUUAAAGGUCACAUAUAUGGAGGCUUCAGCCAAAAUCCGUAUGAACGUAGACCAGGCUUUCCACGAGCUGGUUAGAGUAAUCAGGAAAUUUCAAGAACAGGAAUGUCCACCGUCGCCAGAACCUACAAGAAAAGAGAAAGACAAGACCGGGUGCCAUUGUGUGAUCGUCUGAGUCGGCCUUAUCACUGUAACUCAUGCAGCUACUCUCUACCACCCCACCCACUCUGCCUGACAUCACAUCCUAAGUGGAUGACUGACCGCUGCCUUCUCCACGUGCAUGACUUCAGACAGCCUUUUCUGAGAUACUUUGACCAGGAAACUGCUGUCCCCAGGACAUCACUAUGGACAACUGACAAUGCCAAAUUUUAACACCACUCUACCUUCAGCUGUAAUCUAAUUCACACGAGAGAGUCCCAACACUAAACAUUGCCUUCUUAAUCAGCCUGACAAAUUAAUGUUUUGUACUCUGAAGGACUUCUCUUGCCUUGUAGUGACAUUUGUACUUGCUACCGAGAUUGAAUGAAAACUAUAUCCAGAAUGUUAAUGAGUUUCUUUAGUUUCCAGUGUCUGACCAGAGCAGAGAGAUUAUCUUAUGAAGCUUUGUGUAUGUUGUGCCAUAUCCACCUUUACUCCCAUGUGCUAAUCUGCUGUACAUAUGUGACAUUUGUUGUGAUUUUCAAAGUGUAUUUCUAAUGACCUAUUAAAUCACCACAGUACAGUGUGUGAGGUUGAGUUUGGUUUUGCAUAUAUGAAAGUGAAUAUAUAAGUAUGUAUAUAAAUAUAAUGCCUAGACAGCCCUUAAAGCUACAAUGAUAGAACUUUUUUGGCAUUCUGCCGUGGAUUCUUUACUUUGUGUGUGGUUUCUGCUUUUAUCUCAAUUGCCAAAUAUGGAGUGUCUACUGUAUUAGAUUUUUAAAAGUCUUAUAGAUUGAAGGAUUUUUGACCUGUACCAUCUCCUCAAUGUACCGAAAGUAGCUAAUUUGUCUGAAUGUCUUUCCUCGAAGGUGGCGAUUCAGUCAAAAUUGGACAUUAUACAUCGUUUUAUGAUUUCUAA